Molecule: messenger RNA, 5162 nt
Organism: Myxocyprinus asiaticus (Chinese sucker)
Lineage: Eukaryota; Metazoa; Chordata; Actinopteri; Cypriniformes; Catostomidae
Product: band 4.1-like protein 3
Exons: 29
Coding region: 360-4298 (1312 amino acids)
Biological process (GO): cortical actin cytoskeleton organization
Cellular component (GO): cytoskeleton; plasma membrane
Molecular function (GO): structural molecule activity; actin binding
Source: RefSeq, a predicted model, not a curated record
AGGAGCGGUUUUAAUCUUCAUCACUGCUCUGGAUUAUUUCAUCAGGAUUAUUUCAGACGCUUUGUACAAUAGAACGAGUACGAGUGAAUAUUGAAACACAAAGGAAGAAUAUUCCCCUGUGACACAUCAAACAUCACACAAGAUCUUCUGCAGUAAUAUCCAUCAAAUGAUUAAGAUCACUGCUGUGAUGGGAUUUUCCUUUGGGCUGCUUUCUACAACGAGUUCUGUUGAAUAGCUUUCAUACAAACAGUCAGUGGCCCAAAGAGUCAAGACCAGACUGCCUUAAAGCCCAGGAAUAUUACUAGAACACCUGAGACCUGACAGAGACCAGUUCCAGACCACUUAAAGUUUGAUUUGAAAUGACGACAGAAACUGACAGCCAAUCAGAGCAGCAGGGAGCCAGUGCAGCUCCGCCCCAUUCGCCCCCGCCCCUCGACAACCAGCUCCCUCCUGCCGCUGCUCACAGCACACCUGUUAGAAAAGAGCAGGGUGGAGAGCGAGAGGGGGGUGGAGUCCUACAGGGAAAACCUGAUCACCAUCCGCCCGAGGACGACCGCACCUCGCACUGGUCAUCAUCCAGUAAAGUGAGUCGCUCUCCAGUGAAAGUGAGCUGGAAACCCAAAAACAUGCAGUGCAAAAUCAGUCUGCUGGACGGCUCUGAUUACACCUGUGUGGUGGAGAAGCGUGAUAAAGGGCAAGUUCUGUUUGAUAAAGUCUGUGAACAUCUCAACCUGCUGGAGAAAGAUUACUUCGGUAUCACCUUCCGUGAUGUAGAAAAUCAAAAGAACUGGUUGGAUCCGAUCAAAGACAUGAAGAAACAGAUCCGAGGAGUCACAUGGAAUUUCUCCUUCAAUGUGAAGUUUUACCCUCCUGAGCCCGCACUGCUCUCUGAAGAUAUUACACGAUAUUACCUGUGUUUACAGUUGAGGGAUGAUAUCGUAUCGGGUCGUCUGCCAUGUUCGUUCGCCACUCACACGGUUCUGGGUUCAUAUACGGUGCAGUCGGAAUUGGGCGAUCACGAUCCAGACGAGUAUGGCACAGAUUACGUCAGCGAAUUUCGUUUCGCGCCUCAUCAGACCAAAGAGAUGGAAGAGAAGAUCAUGGACCUGCACAAGAACUACAAAGGAAUGACACCAGCAGAAGCUGAAAUGCAUUUCCUGGAGAAUGUAAAGAAACUUUCAAUGUACGGAGUCGACCUCCAUCAUGCAAAGUUGAUAGGACGAUUCUUUCACUGCUUCUCUCCAGCUAAAGGAGAGGAUUCAGAGGGCGUGGAGAUCAUGUUGGGCGUGUGUUCCUCCGGCCUCCUCAUCUACCGCGACAGACUUCGCAUCAACCGCUUCGCCUGGCCCAAAGUCCUGAAGAUCUCCUACAAACGCAACAACUUCUACAUCAAGAUCCGGCCGGGCGAGUUUGAACAGUUUGAAAGCACGAUUGGCUUUAAACUACCCAAUCACAGAGCAGCCAAGAGACUGUGGAAAGUUUGUGUGGAGCACCACACCUUCUUCAGGUUGGUUUCUCCAGAAACGCCACCUAAGAAGUUCAUCACACUUGGUUCCAAGUUCCGCUACAGCGGCAGAACGCAGGCUCAGACGAGACGGGCCAGUUCUCAGAUAGUCCGUCCUGCACCGUAUUUCGAGCGAUCCUCCAGCAAACGUUACACAAUGUCUCGAAGUCUAGAUGGAGCUCAUCGGAGUUCACCCAUGAACACAGCGACAGUCAAUGGUACUAGACCAACAGAGAUGGGUACAGCAUUGUACGGCACAGCUAAAGGCAUCGCUAUGAGUGACCUCAUCACCACAGUAACACCAGAGAAGAAAGCAGAAGAGACGCGCGAGGAGGAGCGAUCCGUGCUGCGAGUGGAGAGUGUUGUCGUGGUGGAGGAAGAAGACGAGACGACGAAGGCUACUGAAGUUUCACUGCCGAGUCCACAAACACCUGCACGACAGGACACACGGACUGAUUUAACAGACACAGCUGUUGAUGGAGAAUUAACAGCCACUGAGUCGGAUCAAGAGGACGAAUCUGAAAUAAAGACGCAGCCCACUCUCAUACGGCGGAUUAAAGGAGAGAAUGUGUUUAUCAGACACAGUAAACUGAUGUUAGAGGAAAUUGAGUGUACACCGGAUGAGCUGCUCAAACAUCAGACCAACAUCAGUGAGCUGAAGAGAUCAUUCCUGGAGGGCGGCGCGGAUCGGACGGGCCUGACCGAGUGGGAGAAGCGUCUGUCCUCGUCUCCGCUACGAUCACCACGUCUGGAUGAGGCGCCAAUGAUUGAGCCGCUCGUGCCAGACGAGGAAACAGCAGUAGAGAAGACACAGGAAGUGGCCGCAGCAGGUUCGGUGGCAGCGGACAGUCUGAAGGACAUCAGAGUUGAUGUGGAGUCUGAUGGAUGGGUCAUUAUAAACAAGGUUCCUCCUUUUGAACCAGAAACAGUGUCUCCUGUCGAGCCAGAAAAGCUUCCAGAAAAAAUGGCUACUUUAGUACAGGAGAGGGUUCCUCCAAUUGUGUCAGAAAAAGGUUCUUCUAUUGUACCAGAGGAGCUUCCUCCGAAAGUACUAGAGAAAAUUCCACCUAAAGUACCAGAAAAAGUUGCUACUAUUGUUCAUGAAAAGGUUUCUCCAGUUGAACCCGAAAAGGUUCCUCCCAUCGUUCCAGAAAAAGGCUCUACUAUUGUAGCAGAUGUUCUUCCUAAGGUACCACUCAAAAUUCCUCCUAAGGUACCAGAGAAGAAACACUCAGCCAGCUACAGAUUUUUGGCAGCCACUAGCACUUCAGCCACCAGUGAUGCGUUAGAAGACCAGAAGAUCAAAGCUCAAGAAGAGAUCUCGAGUAAGUCAGCUAUUACGGCCGAGGAGGUGCGCGCCAAGGACUACACGUUCACAAGAUCUUAUGGCACUACCUCCAAUAAGAUUGUCACCAAAGGUGAUGACCUGCCAUCGCCCCAACCUGCAAAAUUCUCUGACCAACUUGUUGCCGCCACCAUUAAGGUCAUUCCUGUCACAGUUGAGUAUCCAAUCAAAGGCAUGAGCUCUGCAGAGAGCGUCAGUGCACCAGUAAUCACUGUCAAGGAGGUCAGGACACCAUCGCCCUCCGAGCCUGCGGUGGGCGUCUUGAGGACGGUCGUGGCCAUCGGCUCCAGCGAGGAAAUCGAGAAGGCCGAUAGAGCAGAGUUGCAUCUGCUAACUGACCGAAGCUCCCCAACAAUGCGAUCUCCACUUAGAUCUCCUCUCAGAUCUCAAAUCAGAUCCGCUGCAGAUCUCGGGCUGAGCCCCAGCCCGGUGUCCUAUCUCACCAAAACAUCUCCUACAGCCCGAGUGCCUAAGCCCAGUUUUGAUGAGAUGUCUCCUGAGCUCACGGCUCUCUUACAGUCCACACACAGCUGGGCGUCGUCCUCUCCGCCCGCUCAGACUUUCACCUUCCAUAAGACAUCAGAAAGUCAAGAGAAGCAUCCAGGAAAAGGCCAAUCAGAAGAGGAGGAAGAGCAGCGUGCAGACAAACCGCUGGAGCAUCCACAGGUAGAGCUACCCGAAUCUCCAGAGGUCCCCUUGCAGCCCGAUGUGUAUUAUCAAGCUCAUGUUGUUUGUGAAGAGCCGUUGAGUUCUGUUCGAGUCCUCGAUGAGUCUGAAUCAGAGUCUGAUGAUGACACCGGCGACUCCAGCAGCGUAAACUCCGCUAACUUCGACGGGCCCCUCUCGCCCUCGAGCGCGACCCCCGUAGGAGCCGUUUCACCCAGUGACAGCGAGUCUGGAGGCGAGAGUUUCUCUCUGUCCACUGACGAUGAUGACGAUCAGGGAUCAGGUGACCAGUCGCCCAAUGCCCCGUCCUCUCCCCUCAGGGCGGUGGAGCAGAGGGGUGUGGCCGAGGGUCACAGCGGGGAGGUAGAACUCACACCCAGUUUAGAGUCAGGAGUUUUGAGUUUCUCCAGAACUCUGUCAGGAGACACAGACACACAGGAGAUGCCUGUGAUCCACACUGAGAUGAAGACCAUCACAUACGAGUCUCAGCAGGGUGAAACGGAUGGAGACACUGAACCUGGAAUUCUGAUGAGCGCUCAGACGAUUACAUCAGAAACCAGCUGCACCACCACCACCACACACAUCACAAAGAUGGUGAAGGGUGGCGUCUCAGAGACCAGAAUUGAGAAGAGAAUCGUGAUCUCAGGAGAUGCAGAUAUUGACCAUGAUGAGGCUCUGGCUCAGGCUAUUAAAGAAGCGAAAGAACAACAUCCAGACAUGUCAGUGACCAAAGUCGUGGUCCAUAAAGAGACGGAGAUCACACCGGAGGAGGGCGAGGAGUGACGCAGGACUAACACCAUCUUCACGCUUUCGGGAAAAAUCUCACGUUCACGGCGUGUGAAAAUAAAGGACGCUUCUGAUAAACUGACCACGGAAACAGCAGCAUAAACGAAUGAAUCGCAGCCAACUUCAUCUGGACACGACUGGAGUAACACACACACACACACACACACACACACACACACACACACACACGCCGCACUGGAUCACUGUUACUGCAUGACAAGAAAACAAUUCUGCUUUUUCUGUGAGGAGAGAAAAUAUAUCAAAAUUUUAGGAAAUACCAUAAGUGUAUAGUUCAGCCUAUGAGCUCGCCAUAAAGGGACAUAAAAAUUGUGAAAAUAUAAACGUUACAAAUAUUUACCUUUUAUUUAUUAGAAUUUGCUCACUUUCAAUAAAGCAAAAACAUUGACUGAAUGUGCGUGCAAUAUUUAACCAUGCAAAGAUGUGCCAUCCAUGUUUCAUCUCGGAUUUACUAAUGUUGAAAAUGACACACUAAUGACAAUAUGAGAAUAUGAAUAUGCCACGCUUUUUCUCCAUAAGCCAUGUAUGUUGUUUUUACUUGAAUUCUACACCUGUUUGAUGUUUCUCAACUGUGUUACUAGUGAACGUUUAGAGGAAUUAAAGUGCUGUGAUUGGCUGAGAGCUCUUGUAAUGAGAAUGAACAUUUGUACUGGUGGCUGGUACCCUGAAAUCUCAUCGUUUCGACCAAUCCCAGAAUUCCCCUUGCCCAGAGCGUCACAUAUGAGCCUUAAACUGUACAGAAGAUCCCAGAUGUGUCUGUUUGUUUUUGUUUUUGAGUUCCAGUUCAGUUUGUCAUCUGCUGAAUGUGUUGCCCACUCAAGCUCAAAUAAAAUGUCAAUUCCA